AUGGUUCUCGGUAGCUUGGCCAUUCAAGCCGGCCUUGCAAGUCCUCUUUCCCGACCGCUGAGCUGCGCACCCGUCUCUGGGAAUAAGACCAUCGAUGCGUAUCAACUAUACCCCGAAAAUGUCGACUUCGACACUCGUCGUUGCGUUCUGUAUUCCAGUGUUCUCUACAACGCAACAGCUGUCGCUUGGGACCCGUACCAGAACAAGAUCCUGCACACCUUCGAAGCUCCUGGUCUGAGCGGGGAUCCUUUGCUCCAUGCCAGUGGAGUUCGAGUCGACCCCUUGGAUCGAUUGUCAGUCAUCAUCGACGCUGGCGCGUCUUUCGACACUGCGGGUCAGAAUACCUCAGGAGACAAUUUCCUUGUCAAGUACGACUUGCGAGACAACAGCCUCCUCUGGCAAACCAAUCUUACCAAAGUUACUGGGGGCGUGUACAGCGGCUACCAGGAUAGCGAAUGCGACGAAGCUGGCAAUACGUUUGUGCUCGGAACUUUCCCAAGCAGCUUGAUCAAGGUCAGCGCUGAUGGAAAAUCGGCCAUCCCUUGGUAUCUGGUUAAGCCGGCCAAUCACACCAUCCACGGAUUCUCCGGUAUUGUCCGCAAGGAUGAUUUCCUCGUGGUCAACGACAACACUGAUGGCCAGCUGUACCGAUUCGACAUUAGAGCUUCAAAGGGCAAACCCGUUCACAUCCCCGUGUCGAAAGAUGGCAGCUCGGACAGUGAACCUAUCGGACAGAACCUUGAUGGUAUUCAUCUGCCCCAGCUCUACGCCGGCACUGUUCUUCUUGUAUCAGACAAUGUCAACGGAACCGUCGUCCUGAGAUCCAGCAAUGGCAAGUGGGAGUCCGCAGAGAAUCUCGGAACCAUCCCCAAUCCUCUGGUCAGCCAGGGUGGAUUCACAGUUGCCUCUGUUCAGAUCUCGGACAGUCUCUAUGCCGUCAGCGAGUUCUUUGGAGAUGCCGUCGACGGUGUUCAGGGCAACAGGACAGAUUUCCCACUGAGGGAUAUCACAAAAGAGGUUGAGGCACUACUCAGAGCUUAG
This is a messenger RNA of Fusarium sp. VM40, 1041 nucleotides long. NCBI's taxonomy places the organism in Eukaryota, Fungi, Ascomycota, Sordariomycetes, Hypocreales, Nectriaceae. The record is from the annotation of a GenBank genome assembly.